UGCAGAUUUACAGAUACGUGGACAAUUUUUAUCGGUUAAGCGCUUGCGUGGAAAACGUGGAAAUCGAUUUUCCCUACUUACCGGAAAAUAGUUCAGAUCUGUCAUGUGAACAUUUUCAAAUCACCUGAAUCGAGUUUUUAAUUUUGAGUGUAAGUUUUUUUAAAUAUGGUUUGUCAAAAAUACAUACAGAUUGUCGCGUUUUUGUGUUAUUGCUCAUUGGGAUGUGGCGAUGAUAAUGUCCUUGAAAGAAAUAGAGAGAAUACUGCAAAACAACAUCCUGAAUUGUCAAAUUUGGUAAAAAAUUGGGCAACCAAGCUCGGAGGAGAAUUAUGGCAUUUUGGAGAUUUAGUAACAAGACAAAAUAGAGUAAGAGAUAGUUUUAAAGAAACAAAUCUCGUAGUUGAAGAUGGUGAAGUACUACUACAAAAUAUUCACGAAAACAUUUCUCAUAUGAUGAAACAAAAAGUAGAUGCCGUGAGAAGGAUAAUGGAUCAGGCUGAGCAAAUCGCCCAAGCACAGAAAGAAACAGAUAUUGAUUUUAAUUUUUCAUUUUAUAAUGCCAAAAAUUUAACUAAUUCGCUAGAUAAUAUUACUGAAGAAACAUCUACUAAGGAACCUGAAGCCGAGGAACCUCAAGAUGAUUCUUUUUUAUCUAACCGUUAUCAAGAACAGCCGUAUCAUCAGUCUCUUCUUCAACAGGAGGAGAUAGAGGGAUACCAGAAAGAUGAAGAUAGUGAAUCUUCUGAGGAUCCUUUAUCAAAAGAUGAAGAGCUUUUUGAUUCUGAUUUAGAGAUUACUGAUAGUACUGAAAAAGGUCCUCAGGCUAUACUUAAUAAAACUCCAAUUGAUAAGUCAAAAUUACCAUUAAUACGAAACAGAAAUUUUUAUGAUAUUCCUGUUAAUAUGAACGUUAGUGCCGUCCAUGUACCUAGUAAUGUUUACGAAAGAUCAAAAGAAGUGAUUGCUGGUAUCAAAUGGUCAGAGGAAUUAGAUAAAACUUUUAGAUCGAAUUAUGAAAUAGAUCCAACUUUAUCAUGGCAAUAUUUUGGAAGCUCCACUGGUUUUAUGAGACAAUAUCCAGCCAUGAUAUGGUCUCAAGAGCCCAUAGACCUUUUUGAUUGCCGUACAAGAUCCUGGUAUAUUGAAGCUGCAUCUUCGCCAAAAGAUAUUGUGAUAUUAGUAGAUAGAUCUGGAUCUAUGACUGGAAUGAGAAGAGAAAUUGCAAGACAUGUUGUCCACAAUAUUUUAGACACUCUGGGAAACAAUGAUUACGUAAAUAUUUACACGUUCAGCAAUACAACAGAUUCCCUGGUUGAGUGUUUCGAUGGUCAGAUGGUACAAGCAAACUUAGCCAAUGUUCGUGUACUAAAAGAGAGUAUGAGUGAUUUUAAAACAGAACAAAUCGCAAAUUUUUCUUCAGCUCUCAUAACUGCUUUUGAGUUGCUUCAAGAUUAUAGAAUCAACAAAAAAGGGGCCAGGUGUAACCAAGCUAUAAUGCUAAUAACUGAUGGUGUUCAAUACAACUAUAAAGAAAUUUUUGAGAAAUAUAAUUGGGAGAAUUUACCUUUUAUGAAUGUUAGAGUUUUUACGUACCUCAUAGGAAGGGAGGUAUCUGAUGUUAGAGAAGUUAAGUGGAUGGCUUGUGCAAAUCAAGGAUAUUAUGUACAUUUAAGUACAUACGCAGAAGUACGAGAAGAAGUUUUGAAUUACAUACCUGUUAUGGCAAGACCUAUGGUCUUAAAUCCAACCCAAAAACCGAAUCCUACAUGGAGUCCCGUCUAUGCUGAUGUAACAGAUCCAAAACUGACAAAUUGGUUGUGGAUAAAUAGGGAAAGAAAUCGACAAAGGGAGAGGUUCAUGGGGUAUAGAAAGUUGAAACAUAUGCUUUCUUCCGGUCACUUGGAUAGAACAUUUGUUCAUCAACAAAAGAUACAUCAAGACAACUACGGUGAUACUCAAAUAUAUCAUCUCAUGACAUCGGUCUCAUUGCCAGUUUAUGAUAAAAAACCUCGUCAGUACGACCCUGCUCCUGUUUGCGUAGGCUUUCUUUGCUGGUACGAGUUAAAUGAAAGAGUGGCAAAUCUACUAGGAGUCGCAGGAACUGAUAUUCCCAUUGAAUACAUUCAGAGGCUCAUGCUACCGUAUAGGCUGGGGGUGAAUGGAUAUGCGUUCAUAGUAACCAACAAUGGUUAUAUUCUAACGCAUCCAGAUCUUAGGCCAGUGUAUCAGGGUAUUUUGAAACCAGCAUAUAAUAGAGUCGAUAUGAUUGAAAUUGAAAUUCUUGAUGAUGAAUCUGAGCCUAGGAAUUUCAGUGAUAAAAUUCGUGAGUUUAGGAGACAAGUAGUUAUGCAGUACAGUGGAAAUAUCACUCUAGACGUUAAAGGGCAUCUAGACGAUAUGAGACGAAUUACUUUUAUGAAAAGAGAUUACUACUUCAGAGGAAUAAAUGGUACUCCCUUUAGUCUUGUUAUAUCUCUUCCAAAGAAAUACGGAUAUACUCGAGUAGAGCCCAAAGUUGAAAACGACAUUCAUCGUUUAACAUUGUCUCAGCCUUCUGAUAAAAAACCACUUUUGCGAUAUUUCACUGGAAAUUGGACCAUUCACCCUGACUGGCACUAUUGUCGUUAUUUAGACAAUAGAAAACAUUUUGAUAAUCCCGAAGAGGAACUUCUCCAUUUCCUGCAAAUUAUGGAGAAGCAUGCUUGGAAAUGGUCCAAAGAAUCCGAAUGUGACAGAAAAUUAGUCUGCCAUGUUGUGUCGGACGCCAAACUAACGGAGUGGUUUAAUGACAACAUCACUACAACCAGUCGAGAGGAAAAUGGAGCGGAAUUGGUAAAAAAGAUAGGAAUUGUUAUUGCAUUCAUGGCAACCCACAGUGGUCUCACAAGAUGGCAAAAUUUUCCACAAAAUAUUGAAACACCCGAACAAGAGCCAAACUUUGAAAUUCUCCACAAUAAAGCCACUGAUGAAAUUUGGUAUAAACGAGCUGUUGAGCAUCAUUAUGUUGAUCCACAAGACUUUAUCUAUGCUGUCCCACAUUAUACAGGAAACUCGAGCCUAAGUUUAGUCACUGUUAGUAAGGCGAUAUUUCGAGAAGAUGGUAGUAAGAAAGCCCCAGUAGCUGUUGUUGGAUAUCAGUUUUUCCACGGAGCUUUACAAACUUUAUUCACACAAAUUACAAGUAAAUGUGGAAACAUUCCAUGUAAAAGAACAUGUGCAUCACAGGAACUUCAUUGUUUAGUACUAGAUGAUAACGGUUAUGUCAUCGUUAGCGACAAUCCCAAAGAAACAGGUUUCUUUUUUGGAAAAAUAAUGCCGGACAUUAUGAAUCAACUGCUAGAAGAAAAAAUUUAUAAAGUUACCACUAUGUAUGAUUAUCAAGGUUUAUGUGCCGAAGGUCAAGAGAUGGAAAGCCCAGCAACCAGGAUACUAUCGCCAAUUGUUCACAUUACUAACUUGUUUAAUUGGUUUGCUGGAUAUUUCAUUUCACUUAUCAAAACUGUAGCAGGAAACCAGUUUGAAAUUUUUCCUUCUGAGCAUUUUCAAGAAACUCAUUAUGAAGUUAUGGAUGAAAAUGAAUAUUCUGCUCAUAAUAACGACAAUAACCAUUAUGAAGAAGCAGAAAUGCCUUUGAGCGAUAAAGAAUUUGUACAAAAAUUUGCUAUACAAGUAACAAAACCUGAACCGUGUGAUACUCAAAUGGCUUUAUAUUCGCUUGUUCACUAUUCAGAUAGAAAUAUCUCAACUAGCGCUUAUAACAAAACUAUGGUGGAAUGUUCGAGGCCAUACAUUGUCCAAAAGGUGUCUGGAAGCAACAUGAUUCUAUUAGUUGUAAACAACGUCUGUCUAGGCGAACCAAAUACUAGCAUAGAUACUCCUGAUCCUGUAGAAGUAGAUUAUAAUAUGUCCUUAGCUUGUUAUAGAGCAACAUAUAACGACUUUCCCAGAAGACAUUAUAUGAGUUGCAUUAACAGAAAUGCAAAUGAGAGUGAAAUCAAAAUUUGUGGAAAAGCUUCAUACAUAUCACCAACAAAACUUGUACCUACGUUACUAUUAACCAUUUUAUCAAAUUUUUUCAUAUUAUCAUAAAAUUUAUAUAACAUGUAGUUCAGAAAUUUUUCAAACAUCUGUGAUACAUUCAAUAUUCUCUUGUCUUGUUAAGUUUACCUUGAUAUUAUUGGUAUCAAUGUAUGUCAUUUUUAUUGUUUUUGUAAUUUUGUUAAGAAAUAAUUGUUAUUUGGUUUAUGUAUAUUUUAUGUAAAUUUAUUGAAAUAAAAAUAAUUUAUGAUUAA
Diorhabda sublineata is the source of this 4292-nucleotide messenger RNA. RefSeq names its product voltage-dependent calcium channel subunit alpha-2/delta-3 (gene stj). Gene Ontology annotation, molecular function: voltage-gated calcium channel activity. The transcript has 25 exons. Gene Ontology annotation, cellular component: voltage-gated calcium channel complex. Bases 166 to 4089 code for a protein of 1307 amino acids. NCBI's taxonomy places the organism in Eukaryota, Metazoa, Arthropoda, Insecta, Coleoptera, Chrysomelidae. The record is from RefSeq and is a predicted model, not a curated record.